Messenger RNA from Peniophora sp. CBMAI 1063, 2475 nucleotides. NCBI's taxonomy places the organism in Eukaryota, Fungi, Basidiomycota, Agaricomycetes, Russulales, Peniophoraceae. The record is from the annotation of a GenBank genome assembly.
AUGCCGCCAAGAACCAGUGUCUUCGACGCGAAGCGCCUCAUUGGCCGCAAGUUCGCCAACGUGGAGGUGCAGGCUGACCUCAAGCACAUCCCGUUCAAGGUCAUCGACAUGGGCACCAGACCCUACAUCCGGGUCACCUACCGCGGCGAGGACCAAGGAUUUUCGUCCGAGGAGAUCGCGUCCGUAGUCCUCACCAAGUUGAAGGAGAUUGCUGAAUCUUACCUCGGCAACACCGCCACUAAGGACGCCGGCACGAUCUCUGACUUCAACGUCCUCCGCAUCAUCAACGAACCCGCCGCCGCCGCCAUCGCCUACGGUCUCGACAAGAAGGUCACCGGCGAGGGUAACGUCUUCCUCGAUCUCAGCGGAGGUACUCUCGACGUUUCGUUCCUCACGAUCGAGGAGGGCAUUUCGGAGAUCAAGGUCACUGCCGGAGACACCCACUUGGGUGGUGAGGACUUCGACAACCGCCUCGUGAACCACUACGUCCAGGAGUUCAGGCGCAAGCACACGAAGGACCUCUCCUCCGACGCGCGUGCCCUCCGCCGUCUCCGCACUGCCUGCGAGCGCGCCAAGCUCACCCUCUCUGCUGCCACCCAGAUGUCAAUCGAGACCGACUCGCUCUUCGAGGGUAUCGACUUCUACACCUCGCUCACCCGUGCUCGCUUCGAGGAGCUCUGCCAGGAGAGGUUCCGCUCCACGCUCGAGCCGGUCGGGAAGCUCUUCCGUGAUUCGAAGAUCGACAAGUCCAACGUUUACGAGAUCGUUCUCGUGGGUGGCUCCACCCGUAUCCCCCGCAUCGUCAAGCUCGUCCCGGACUUUUUCAACGGCAAAGAGCCCAACAAGUCAAUAAACCCCGACCAGGCCGUCGCCUGCGGUGCCGCCGUCCAGGCCGCUAUCCUCACUGGUGACACUUCGGGGAAGACGCAGGACUUGCUCCUUCUCGACGUCGCGCCCUUGUCUCUUGGUAUCGAGACCACUGGUGGUGUCAUGACGCCGCUCAUCAAGCGUAACACGACCGUCCCGACCAAGAAGUCCGAGAUCUUCUCGACUUACGCCGACAACCAGCCCGGUGUCUUCAUCAAGGUCCUCGAGGUCGCUCAGGACACCACUGAAUCUUACCUCGGCGACACCGUCGCGUCCGCCAUCGUCACUGUCCCUGCCUUCUUCAACGAUUCGCAGCAUCAGGCCACCAAGGACGCCGGCACGAUCUCUGGCCUUAACGUCACGGGCGACAGUACCGUCCUCCUCGAUCUCGGCGGAGGAACUUUCGAUGUCCAGCUCUUGACGAUCGAGGGCGGCAUCGUCGAGGUCAAGCCACCGCCGGUGACACCCACUUGGGCGGAGCACAAGGAGGACCUCUCCUCCAACCCGCGCGCCCUCCGCCGUCUCCGCACUGCAUGCGAGCGCGCCAAGCGCAAUCUCUCGCUUGCUACCUGGAUCUUCAUCUUGACCGACUCGCUUUCCGAGCGUAUUCAUUCCUACACCCCGCUCACCCGUGCCCGCUUCGAGGAGCUCUGCCAGGAGCUCUUCCGCUUCACUCUCGAGCCCGUCGAGAAGAUCGUUCUCGUCGGUGGCUCUACCCGUAUUCCCUGCAUCGUCAAGCUCGUGUCCGACUUCUUCCACGAUAAGGAGCCCAACAAGUCGAUCAACCCCGACGAAGCCGUUGCCUACGGUGCCGCCGUUCAGGCCGCCAUCCUUACUGGCGACAUUUCGGAGAAAACGCAGGACCUGCUCCUUCUCGACGUCGCGCCAUUGCCUCUUGGGUAUGUCAUAUUUUGUCCUGACUCUCGCAAGCGUAACACGACCGUCCCACCCAAGAAGUCCGAGAUCUUCUCCACCUACGCCGACGCCCAGCCCGGUGUCCUCAUCCAGGUCUUCGAGGCUCUCCGGUACCCCGCCGGCGCCGCGCGGUGUUCCUCAAAUCGAGGUCACCUUGGACAUCGACGCCAACGGUAUCCUGAACGUCUCCGCCUCCGACAAGACGGCCGGCAAGUCGAACCGCAUCACGAUCACCAACGACAGGGGCCGCCUGUCGAAGCAGGAGAUCGAGCGCAUGGUCAACACGCCGAGAAGUACAAGGCUGAGGAUGAUGCCGCGGCCGCCCGCAUCACCGCCAAGAACAGCCUCGAGUCAUACGCCUAUAACCUCCGCAACUCGCUCCAGGACGAGAAGCUCGCGGGCAAGUUCGCCCCCGCAGACAAGUCCAAGCUCGCCUCGGCCAUCAACGACACGAUCUCGAGGCUCGACGCGUCGCAGGAGGCCUCGAAGGAGGAGUACGAGGAGAGGCAGAAGAAGUUGGAGAGCAUCGCUAAGCCCAUCAUGCAGAAGCUCUACGGCGCGGCAGGCGGUGCACCCGGUGGCUUUCCCGGCGGCGCACCGGGCGGCUUCCCCGGUGGCGCACCGGGCGGCUUCCCCGGUGGCGCACGAGGCGGCGCGCCCGAGGACGGCCCGUCGGUCGAGGAGGUCGACUAA